Molecule: messenger RNA, 468 nt
Organism: Cinara cedri
Lineage: Eukaryota; Metazoa; Arthropoda; Insecta; Hemiptera; Aphididae
Source: the annotation of a GenBank genome assembly
AUGCCGUUUACCAGAGUUCGGUUUCCGAUAGUUAAUACCCAUGUUGUCAAUAAAUUGGGACUCUUAUCAGUUGACAGUAUACGUGACCUAGGUUUCAUAUUUACACCUUCCCUAUCUCCACGUUCACACAUCAAUAAUGUUACAUGCAAAGCGUAUAAACUACUGGGAUUUAUUAGGAGAGUUUCAAGUGAAUUUAAGUUUACCGGUUCACUUAAAUCCCUGUACUGCGCCCUCGUCAGAACGAUUCUUGAGUACGGUUCGGUGGUUUGGGAUCCCUACUGUACUGAUUUGUGUCGGCAACUUGAAGACGUCCAAAGGAAGUUCCUAAAUUAUGCCAGUUAUGUUUUAAAUAUACCCUGUCCACCUCACGAUUAUUCUCCAGUCCAAACUCAAAUUAUCUUCUUUAGCAUACCGUCGUUACUCUCACAAUAUUUUCUUCUUAACAUAAAUUAUCUAUUCCGCCAUUGA